Meloidogyne enterolobii is the source of this 432-nucleotide messenger RNA. Lineage: Eukaryota; Metazoa; Nematoda; Chromadorea; Rhabditida; Meloidogynidae. The record is from the annotation of a GenBank genome assembly.
CAGGAGCCAAUUUUUUUAGCUUUUAAGGGGAAUAUUCACAUGUUAAAAAUUUUUAUUGUUGCUCAAAAUAAUUAUUUAGUAACCUUUUUUAUUUUAAUAAUUAUGGUGUUUAUUUCAUCAAUUAAAGCGCUAAUUUUAUCUGGUGGACGUGAAUCUUUUGCUAGAUAUCCAAAAUGGGCUCAAACAUUCGAAAAUGAAAUUAAAUUUGAAUUUAAAACGCAUCAAUCAAACGCAAUAAUUCUUUAUACUGAUGAUGGGGCAAUUAAUCACAAUUUUCUUAUAAUUAGUAUACUCGAAAGUUAUAUUCUCGUUGAAUUCAGAAUUGGAGAAAUUGAAAUUACUCCACCUAAAAGGCACAAUAUUUAUUUGAUGGAAACUAAAGUAGAUGAUGGAAAGUGGCAUUAUUUUACCUUAUUUCAAGUAAAUAAAUAA